CCUGGCCAGGUGCUCUUCCAAUCCCCAGCCCCUAGGAAACAAAAAGCAUGGUCUGCUAUAGAAGCAGAUAGCGUGAGAUUUUAGAUGCAUGUUGUGUGCUGUGCAUUCCAUUCGCAGCACUGAAACUGAAGAAGUGGACUGAUAUUUCAUUAAGAUAUUAAAGAAAUGGUCAAUUUUGAUUCCCAGCACACAGGUCGCCUAUUGCGUUUUGAUAAGAGGUUCAAGCGCCUGCACUGACCCACCUGGCGCGCACCUUUGUGUCAGAGAGGGGUUUAGGAAUAACAUUUGAAUAAAACAUCGUGGCCCUUCAAUCGUCAGGAGUCUUUGAGGUAGAGUAUCGUUAUAGUUCAAAAGUUAGUGCGGCUUCAGCUGAUACGGGACGGAAGGGAGUCUUGGAGCAUACAAAAAAAAUAUUAUUUUUGUACAGGUAUUAAGAUGAGCGGCGAGUCAGCGGAACCCGCAGAUACCCGAAACGAUCAAGCAGGAGAUGAAAGAAAUGGGCUUGACUUCACAAGACAUCACAUCACGCUUCGCCUUUUCGACUCAGUCAGGUGUCACUCAUAAUGUUUUUCAGAUUAAGACGGAGGACAUCAGCGAUUCACCCCAAUCCGUGGUCAAUCGCAAAAACUGCCACCUGACCCCGGGCUCAUCAGCUUCAGGAGGGCAGUUGUCUGGGGACCUGCCCACGCUGCACCCCCUGCAGCAGCUGGUUCUGGUUCCAGGGUCUCACCUGCCCCCUACAUCCCAGUUCCUGCUCUCACAGACCCAGCCAGGGCACCAAGCUCUUCUGCAACCAAACCUGCUGUCCUUGCCAACACAGUCGCAGGCAGGCCUGCUGCAGCACCAGUCUGGAUUAGGGCUGAAUUCCCAGGCAGUUGGUCGGUCAGGCCUGUCGGGGUCCUCUCUAGACAGCCACCUAGAGAUUCCGUCACACCUGCAGGUCCCGAAACUCAUGGGGUCCUCGAGUCAGCAGGACGAGCCCAGCGACCUGGAGGAGCUGGAGCAGUUUGCCAAGGCUUUCAAACAGAGGCGGAUCAAGCUGGGCUUCACACAGGGCGAUGUAGGCUUGGCCAUGGGCAAGCUCUAUGGGAAUGAUUUCAGUCAGACCACUAUUUCCCGGUUCGAGGCUCUUAACCUGAGCUUUAAAAACAUGUGCAAACUGAAACCGCUGCUGGAGAAGUGGCUGAGCGACGCAGAGAACUCUCCUUCGGAAACCAUGGGGAGUGCUUCCUCCAUGCCCCCCCUGAUCGAGGGCUUUGGGAGGAAGAGGAAGAAAAGAACGAGCAUCGAGACCAACAUCCGCAUGACCAUGGAGAAGCGCUUUCAGGACAACCCCAAGCCCAGCUCGGAGGAGAUCACGCUGAUCUCGGAGGAGCUGGCCAUGGAGAAGGAGGUGGUCCGGGUCUGGUUCUGUAACCGACGGCAGAAGGAGAAGAGGAUUUGCUGUCCCCUCUUAAACACCAUGAAGCCCCAGGUCUACAGCUCCAGACUGGUUUCCACAUCCGGAUCGUUCAGUCCUCUAUCAGUCUCCCAGGCUCACAGCACUAUGAGUGGAGUGUCGUCCAGCUCUUCACCGGGCAGUCCCAGCAGGGGGUCCCCUCCACUCAGCAUCUCAUCCAGUGGUGGGGCGCUGACCUCGCAGAGCAGCGUCCAGUCCCUCAACGGCGCCGGGUCUUGGUACAGGAACUGGAACCACUCCUCCUAUCUCCACUGAAGAGUCCAGAGAAACACAGCUCACUGUUAGCAAAGCUUCAGAGCGUUUCAUGCAUAAAGCAGUUUGAUAGUCAUCAAUAUCCACAGGCUAUUUUAUUCAUAUUGAGGGGAAAAAAAGAGCUUCUACAAGCCUUUCAAUUUCAAUACAUCUUACUACAGCACUCUCUAGUGGAAGAACAGAAGACACGAAGGAAGGCUGUGUAAAUGUACACACAGUAAGACUUCAUUUACAUUAGAAACCCACUACACAAAACAUUGAGGACUGCCAUUACAAGACUGGAAACGCCUCUGUGUGGUUGGAGAAGAUUUGGAUAUGAUAGUACUGUACGAUAACGUAGUCUUUUUUUUAUAUAUAUAUAAAACUGUUACUGUUAUUUUUUGAAUACAGAAUUUAUAAUAAUGUUUACAACUUCUAUGUUUUUUCCUGGCAUUUAAGUGAUCGGGUUUGCAUCCACAGUUUGAAUAGCAUCUGCUGUAUAGGGAACGUUCUGGUAAUUUUCUAUAUGGGGUUUAGAGAUGCACACUCAAAAUGUUCCCCAGUAACCAUAGCUACGACCAUUGCGUGGACUUUUCUCCAAACCCUAGAACGCACCAUGACGUCACUCAGGUAAAAUCGAGCUGUUACACUACAAAGCUGUACAUGUUCUAAUAAUGCAACAUUUUACAGGGAAUCUCUAUGCAGCCCGUGCUCUCAACAUAAUUACAUAAUAAGGUCAAUUAAAUAUGUAAUAAAACAUUGCGGCAUUACACCUUUACAAGGAGUCUUGGUUGGUUUUCACAUUGUUUCAUUGUUGUUGAAGAUUGAUGUACUUAUGAAUGUUUUGUUUAUUUUUGUAUUUUUUAUUUUCUGCGGGGCGGUUGAGGACAGGCGUUUGGACCCAGUGUAAUUUAAAUUAAAAAUAAAUGUAGAGUUUUGUUUUUUAUUUGCUUUCGACAUUGACAGCUUUUAGGGGGGCAUUUUGUUAUUUAAAAAAAAAAAAAGUUAUUGAAAAUUAUUAAAACCUGUAAAUAUAAAAAUGUG
Molecule: messenger RNA, 2734 nt
Organism: Acipenser ruthenus (sterlet)
Lineage: Eukaryota; Metazoa; Chordata; Actinopteri; Acipenseriformes; Acipenseridae
Product: POU domain, class 2, transcription factor 3-like
Exons: 14
Coding region: 488-1714 (408 amino acids)
Biological process (GO): regulation of transcription by RNA polymerase II
Cellular component (GO): nucleus
Molecular function (GO): DNA-binding transcription factor activity, RNA polymerase II-specific; RNA polymerase II cis-regulatory region sequence-specific DNA binding
Source: RefSeq, a predicted model, not a curated record